Molecule: messenger RNA, 351 nt
Organism: Acanthisitta chloris (rifleman)
Lineage: Eukaryota; Metazoa; Chordata; Aves; Passeriformes; Acanthisittidae
Gene: PPP1R27
Product: protein phosphatase 1, regulatory subunit 27
Exons: 2
Coding region: 1-351 (116 amino acids)
Molecular function (GO): phosphatase binding
Source: RefSeq, a predicted model, not a curated record
AUGAGGGACUAUUGCCCCGUGCCGCGGUCCCGGUACAGCCGGUACGGCCGGUAUGUCCCAGGCCUGAGGGCCUCACGCACCGUGCACUUCCCCAACGACGUCGUCUUCCAGGACCACAUCAAGCAGGGGGACCUGGAGCAGGUGGGCAGGUUCAUCCGAGCCAGGAAGGUGACGCUGGACACCAUCUACCCCUCUGGCAUGGCAGCCCUGCACGAGGCUGUGCUGACCGGAAACCUGGACUGCGUCAAGCUGCUGGUGAAACACGGCGCCGACAUCCACCAGAGGGACGAGAACGGGUGGACACCACUGCACAUGGCCUGCAGCGACGGCUACGCUGACAUCGCCAGGUGA